AUGAAGAUGAUCGAUGUGUUGUUGCUGUGGGUGGUAUGUGUCACCUUAUCAUUUGGUGUUAGGGAUGAGUGCAUGGAACGUUAUAAAAUAUGUUCAGUGAAAGAUCGCUUCACAAUGCAACGAAUAUGUCGAAAAAGUGGUGGAUUAUUGAAACAUACAUUGAAAUAUGCAGGAAAAGAGAUAAUUUCGGAUUGCUGUCGGGGAAAUGGCUGUACCAAACAAUACUUAUGCGAUUUUUGUCAAAAUUCAUGUUGUCAGAUAGCGAUUGAUAUGGUGAUAAUGGAUUAA
This is a messenger RNA of Cercopithifilaria johnstoni, 288 nucleotides long. Lineage: Eukaryota; Metazoa; Nematoda; Chromadorea; Rhabditida; Onchocercidae. The record is from the annotation of a GenBank genome assembly.